AUGUCGAUAGACCAUACUCUUGUGAACGAGCGCAUCACAGCUACUGGACGGAUGGCGCGGCACCUCAACUGGGGAGCUUAUUAUGCCCUCACGCAGACUUAUCUGAAACUAUUUAGCGCCAAGGAUGAGUCUGAGCGGGUAUACGUCCACGCGCUCAUAGCUAUCCUGGACAAUUUCCAUUUCCAGAUGGAAGAGGUUGUCCCUGACACAGCUGAGGAGUCGGAGAGGGGAGGAGACAAUGAGGACACCGCUGUCGAUGAGGAAACCGAAUCCACAUCGGUCAAGGUCAAGGACCAAAUGAUCUCACGCAUUGCAGAUGCGGUCAACCAUCGGCUGGUCCCAAGGCUCCUGCAACACUUAGAGAAGCGUGAUGAAACUGAGGACACUCUGAGGAUAGCGAUUGCCGUGGGUAUCAUCCAGGUCGUGAAGCAUUUACCCCGGGAGACCCGCGAGCCACAGAUAGCUAGGCUACUGACCGUCCUAAGUCAAAUCUUCCGCAGCAAGUCUCAAGAGACGAGAGACCUCACUAGGGAGACCCUAUGUCGUAUCGCCGUGAUUUUGGGGCCAUCUUACUUGCCAACGGCUAUCAAGGAGCUACGAGCCGCCUUGCUACGAGGCCCGCAACUUCACAUUUUCGAAUCAGGCUUCCACAGCAGGAUAGCAGGUCCCGCAUGUUCCGACCCCAGUCGGCAAUGGGAAUAG
This is a messenger RNA of Laetiporus sulphureus 93-53, 702 nucleotides long. RefSeq lists its product as uncharacterized. NCBI's taxonomy places the organism in Eukaryota, Fungi, Basidiomycota, Agaricomycetes, Polyporales, Laetiporaceae. The record is from RefSeq and is a predicted model, not a curated record. The transcript has a single exon. Gene Ontology annotation, cellular component: 90S preribosome; small-subunit processome; nucleolus. Bases 1 to 702 code for a protein of 233 amino acids.